AACUAGUAAAAAGAAACUUUAGGUGUAUUUCAUUUUUAGUUUCUGAAUGCUGGUCAUUUUGACACAUCUUCAAAGAAUCGCUCUGAAUUGGUGCUCUGUGGGGUGAGAAUUAGAUAGAAAGAGAAAGAGAGAAAAAUCUGCUAUCACUGGUUUGUUGAGUGGACUGUGCUGGCCAGUCCAUUAGUCUGGUGUUGGUGAAUUCAAUAUAUGCAUGCAUCUGUAUGGAUUGACCUCAACAUGCUCCACUGUCCUGAAUUAGCACUGAAAAUGUGACCACUAUAUGCUUACCAGUAUCAGAUGUAGACAAGCCAGCGCUGUUUACGUCGGGCACUUCCAGAGAGGUGACACCAAAGAGUUAAUAAUGCAGAAAGAGUAAAAGCUUUCUAGUAAAUCGUGUGGAUUGCGUUUGCCACAUGUGGCAGUUCCUUUUGUCUUUUUUUGCAUCUUCUUUUUUAAGUUUGGUUGCCAGGGUUCGGGCAGCAGCUGGAGGGAAAUGGCUCGCUUUAUUGCACCGCUUGAGUUUUUGUGGUGUUUCCUUGCCAUUCAAAAAUCUGGCAAUAUUGUGACUUGUCACUUUCAGUUUUUCUUAGCUUGUUGGCACAUUCACAAUGCGUGAGAAUGAAAAGAGACAAGACUUUUCCUCUUUUCCUCACUUACCGACAAGCAUAUCCCCCUGUUUUCCUCACUCACAUACCCCUCCUACCUUCUUUUUCUCUUUAGUGGAAUGACAGUUGGAUUAUGUAUUUCUGUGGUGAACCUCUAUACACACUCAGUGAUGAAUUACAUUUAAAUUUGUUUGACUUCAUUCCCGAGUUGGCGCAUUGAGCACUUAAAAUGCACAUCUCUUCCGUUGUUUUCCUCCCCCCCCCCCUCCCCUCCUCUCCUCCAUUUUAUUAUAUUAGCUGUAGAGAAAACAAGGCGAGGGAAUUGCAUUAGUGUAUCUUAAGUUAAAAGCUCCUUGCUCUUUGACCAAGUGUUUCAGUGCUAUUGGGUUAAUCAGAUUUUUGCUGUCUGCGUGGAGAUGCUAUCGUGGGUAACCAAAGCAGCCCCCACUCCGACACUAUCCAGAUGGGAUCGGCUUACGGGCCUCCUUGUCCCAUUCAUUAGGCCGAUUACUCAGUCCACUGGCCACUCUGGAGCCCUCUCACUUCUGGCUGUUGAACAGGAUGGCCGCUGAGGAGCGGCACCUGCCGUCCAGCUGUGGCUCGUACAUAAAGACGGAGCCCUCUAGUCCGUCCUCGUUGGUGGACACGGCCAGCCACCCAAGUCCCGGAGCCCACUCGGACGCCAGCGGUGGUUACGCUAGCGCCAUUAACAGCCACUCCAACGGCCUGGACUCUCCACCCAUGUUUACCGCGGCCGGACCCCUGGGUGCCGCAGGCAGCGCCUGCCGCAAACGCUAUGAGGACUGCUCCAGCACGCUGCUGGAGGAUUCAGGCCCCAUCAAGUGUGAAUACAUGCUCAACUCCAUCCCCAAACGCCUGUGUCUGGUCUGCGGAGACAUUGCAUCAGGCUACCACUAUGGCGUGGCCUCCUGCGAGGCUUGCAAGGCCUUCUUCAAGAGGACAAUACAAGGUAACAUAGAGUACAGCUGUCCGGCCACCAACGAGUGUGAGAUCACAAAGCGGAGACGCAAGUCCUGUCAAGCCUGCCGCUUCAUGAAGUGUCUGAAAGUGGGCAUGCUGAAGGAAGGUGUUCGUCUGGAUCGUGUGCGAGGAGGCAGGCAGAAGUAUAAGAGGAGGAUUGACACAGAGAGCAGUGCUUACCUGGGCCUCACACUGCCACCUCCAGCAAAGAAACCAUUGACAAAGAUCGUGUCCCACCUGCUAGUAGCAGAGCCAGAGAAAAUCUAUGCCAUGCCAGACCCCACCAUGCCUGAAAGUGACAUCAAGGCUCUGACCACCCUGUGCGACCUGGCUGACCGUGAGCUGGUGGUCAUCAUCGGCUGGGCCAAGCAUAUCCCAGGCUUCUCCAGCUUGUCUCUGGGAGAUCAGAUGAGUCUACUGCAGAGCGCUUGGAUGGAGAUUCUGAUCCUGAGCAUCGUGUUCCGCUCGCUGCCCUAUGAAGAUGAGCUGGUGUAUGCAGAGGACUAUGUGAUGGACGAGGAGCACUCACGGCUCACAGGUCUGCUGGACCUCUACGUGUCCAUCCUGCAGCUCGUCCGCAAGUACAAGAAGCUGAAGGUGGAGAAGGAGGAGUUUGUCACACUCAAGGCCAUUGCCCUUGCCAACUCAGACUCCAUGCACAUAGAGGACGUAGAGGCAGUUCAGAAGCUCCAGGAUGCUCUUCACGAGGCCCUGCAGGACUAUGAGAGCGGGCAACACACGGAGGACCCUCGGCGAGCAGGAAAGCUGCUAAUGACCCUGCCCCUGCUCCGGCAGACAGCCACCAAGGCGGUGCAGCACUUCUACAGCAUCAAGGUGCAGGGCAAAGUGCCCAUGCACAAACUGUUCCUGGAAAUGUUAGAGGCCAAGGUCUGAACAGGCCCCGCACACGACAGCCACGGUCACAUUGCCGCGGCAACAGUGAAAAGGGAUGCGUUAGAGACACACUAACUGAGGAGAGGCAUGGGGAGAGACACACUGUUUGACAAACAGAUUAUAGACUCGCCUCUCUCCCCUCUCUGUCUUUUCAAACCCGUCCCCCUCUGUUUCUCUCGGACACGAGACAUUUUUAAAGAAGACCUGAAAAAAAGAAGAAACGCAUUGAAAAAGUAUAAAUAUAAAUGAAGAAAAGUUUAAAAUAUAUAACAAAUCCUAUGUACUUGUACAGUAAUGAUUUUUUUGGUUUGUUUUGUUUGUUUAUGGUCUGUGCUUAUGUAUGAAGGAAGAAAUCUCUCAAUAAGGUGGUCGGACGCUCUUUUUUAUUUUCAAAAUUUUGAAAACCUAACUCUCUAUACAUGUAAUGAUUAAAUCUGUAAACCUGUGGAGCAUCUCAUGUGAUGGUUCAGCCCCUGGACGUUACCAGGACUCUGCUAGGACUUGUAAAUAUUCAUUCACAGUGCGAUAAAAUGAGGUGACUGUACAGGCAAAAGUUGGGGGAAACGACAGCCAUGUUGUCUUGCUCUGCUCGACCGGAUGGGGGACACGUAAUCAUUAAAAAAAAAAAAAAUUAAAAAGGAACAUAAGCUCUUUCAGUUUGAACGUCCGCGAAUAUACCUCUUCAGAACAGUGACCCCCUGUGGCAUUGAUUUAUCAUGCCACAUGUGGGAUGACACAACUGGUAAACAUGUUUAACCAACUAGCAUAGCCAGGUAGUCAGUUGUCUUACUCUGUAGUAAAACUCAGCAAUAAAGGGAGCUGAUGGGACAGGCACCGGGGGCCGAACCCCUCUGACUGCUUUUCAAUGCUGCUGCCAUUAGAACACAACACCCUUUGAUAUGUUACAUGUGUUGCAAGUGAGUGCAUUCCGGCAAUAAACGCACCACUUGCCUGUUGCACUGUGGCCCAUUUUGUUUUCCUGAUUGUUGUUGUUGUUGGUGUUGUUGUUGUUGUUGCUGAUGUUUUCCUCCAACCCGUAUUUGGUCGGCGGAGUAAGCUGGUGCUAAAUGUUUGCUGGCAGGCUGACGAACAGACCCGAUUUGGGCAGAGUGAAAGAUGAGUGAGGGAUUGGUGGGGGGAGGUGGGCUGGGAUAGUUGGGGGUGGAUGAGGUGGAAGGGAGGUAUCAAAGGAUUUAUGCCGAGUGGCCGAAGUCCAGGAGAUUCCAUAUUCAAACAAUCAGAGGCCCAUAUGUCAAAGGAACUAUUUUGGGUGUGUUAAGCCAUGGGUAGAGCCGUCCCGCACAGAGGAAGCAAGGUGCCCAGCAUCUGCUUGGCCCAUUUUAGAAGUGGCCCGGACUUUUUAUAGUCCUGCCACUUUUAUAGCAAUGUAUCCAAAUGAAGGUGAACGGCAGGUGCAGGUCUUUCACACCAGCUUUUAUUUUUAGGCUUCCAAAGGUGGCGGCAGGCUGAAGAGUAGGCCACGCACACGCUGAGGGCUCUUGACCCCAUGUUGACACAAUAGCGCUGACGCAUUGAUUGCUAAAAAGGGCUUUGAAGCAGGCAUCUACAUAAACAGCUAAUUACCCCCUAAACCCUCCCCACCCAAGGGUUCCAUCUGCGCAAACAGCCAUGGAGGAUGACUAGAAAACACCAACACUGCUCCAACAUCUCAGCAACUGCUCUAAAAUAGAGCUGCCAUGUUGUUUUGUUUGACCUUUUGUGGUGCAUGAUGGGAAAAGUAGUUCAAUGCUGUAGAUUUCAAUCACCCUUUUCCUCCAUUUCGAGAGAGUCUGCUUGGGAAGGGAACGGCUUAUACUACUGAUGUCAUUUUAUGUGAUGUUGUAAAUUGUGCCGCUGUCACAAUUUGAUACUGUGAUCAAAGGAACUGGCAUAGUGAAGGGUGAUGGUGGCCAGCUCGCUCACUAUAUCAUUGGCCAAAGUGCAUCCUGCUGUACACUCAUUGGCUACUUAAUGGAGGAUGGUCAUGGGCCUCUCUCCACUAAACUGUCUAAACUUGAAGUGGCCACAGUCCUGUGUAUGGAGUGGGCUUAGCCAGGCAGAUAAGGACAAUGUAAUACAGGGCAUUUUUCAUUCUGUUGUGCAUACUACGUGGGUAACAACAGGGACCAAUUCUGACUAAAAUCAUGCCGUUACUGCUUUUUUUUUUCUCUUUCAGAAGAUGCAAGAAGAGAUUAAUACACUGCAAACUCACUUAAAGAAACAUUGUAGGAUAUAGCUUGAUCUCUGACCUCUCACAUGCUCUCUCAUAGCCCCUACAUUUGGAGCAAAAAGAGAGUUGUUGUGGUCUUUUUUGGACUUUUAUCUGUAUGUACUCUCAGUCUUGCAUACGUACAUUGAACCAACAUGCAACGUCCAGUUAACUACCUCAUCAUUCAUCCAGACUGUACAGUCUCAAUUUGGACACAGUGUAAAUAGUCAAAGAACACUGGCCGCAUGUGUGUUGUGAAGAGAUUGUGAGCAAUUCAAGCUUUCUAUUGCAUUGAGAGGGCAGCGCUGUAUGUAAGUGCAGGCUGUCAAUAAGCACUGCUGCCCCCAGCACCUGCACUAUUUACACCUACUUCACAUUAUGAACUCUGCAGCGCACUAUUCGCCAUGCCAGUCUCUAUAUAGGUUUCAGUUCACACUAUCUAUCUAUCUAUCUAUCUAUCUAUCUAUCUAUCUAUCUAUCUAUCUAUCUAUCUAUCUAUCUAUCUAUCUAUCUAUCCAUCCAUCCAUCCAUCCAUCCAUCCAUCCAUCCAUCCAUCUUGCUCAAUAUGAACCCCCCACCACUAUCAACCUCUGUGAAUGUCCUGUGCUCUUAAACACUGUACUGGUUUACUCCUUCAGUUACUUCUCUACUUUUAAAUGAAAGAUGCUUGUAUAGAAGCACUGACACCCCUUAUGGUCAGUUCAUUGUAAUACGUCUUACCAAAAUGUUCCCCUUAUCCACACCCUUGUGUAAUGACACUCAGCAUGCAACAGUCAGAAUUGGUCCCACUGUGUUCAAAUGUUGAAAAUGAAAAGGGAUUUUAUUUUCUCCAAAAAAAAAAUAUUUAUUGUGUGUAUUAUAUCACUUUGGCUGCACUGUACAAUAAUAUCUGAUUGUUCAUUUAACAAUUCCUGUGUCACAUUUCUUUUUUGUUUUGAUGUCAAAAAAAAUGAGAAAAGGAACAAAGAAAAAGAUAUACUCCCAACAUA
Molecule: messenger RNA, 5678 nt
Organism: Pygocentrus nattereri (red-bellied piranha)
Lineage: Eukaryota; Metazoa; Chordata; Actinopteri; Characiformes; Serrasalmidae
Gene: esrrb
Product: estrogen-related receptor beta
Exons: 8
Coding region: 1167-2480 (437 amino acids)
Biological process (GO): regulation of DNA-templated transcription
Cellular component (GO): nucleus
Molecular function (GO): nuclear steroid receptor activity; steroid binding; DNA-binding transcription factor activity
Source: RefSeq, a predicted model, not a curated record